Molecule: messenger RNA, 3159 nt
Organism: Homo sapiens (human)
Lineage: Eukaryota; Metazoa; Chordata; Mammalia; Primates; Hominidae
Gene: KLF18
Product: KLF transcription factor 18
Exons: 2
Coding region: 1-3159 (1052 amino acids)
Biological process (GO): positive regulation of transcription by RNA polymerase II
Cellular component (GO): nucleus
Molecular function (GO): DNA-binding transcription activator activity, RNA polymerase II-specific; RNA polymerase II cis-regulatory region sequence-specific DNA binding
Source: RefSeq, marked inferred
AUGGAUUCCAGUCUUCUCCAGGCAAUUGAGGAAAUUGAGAAAUUUUUCCAGCAUCUCUCUGAGCGGCAUACAGAACAGGCAGAAACCCCAGAUGCACCAGAACCACAGAACUGUAUGCCUCUGACUGCCCAUGCUGAGGAGAGCCAACAUGAGUCAACCCAGAGCAAGACGAUGCCUCCCUUGGGGUCCACAAUGAUGACUUCUGCAUGCACUAACAUCCCUGGGACAGUUCUCACCCAGGACUUAACAAUGCACCCUCUUAAAGCCCUUGAAGACCUAAGUGAGACUUAUUCCAUGGGCCAGAAAGUGACUUCCUUUGAUCAGGUAAAACACACAGCAGGCUCCCAGAUGACAGAUGUUACUGUCACCCCAAAGUCAUCACCCACUGAUUGCCAGAAGACAACCAUCACUGCAAGCAACAUGACAAUCUCCAAUGAAAGUAGCCAGCUGAACACCCCAAGCAGUGACCAGACCCUCAAUGAGAGUCAGAUACCAGCCCUGCUUGGAGAUCAGAUGAAGACCCUCAGUGAUAACCAGACUCUCUGUGGGGACCAGGUGACCUUCAGUAGUGACCAGACCCUCACUGAUGGUCAUACAGUGACUUCCGGUAGCGAUGAGACCCUCUCUGGGGGCCAAAUGACAACCAGUCUAGACCUCUAUGGAGGGCAAAUGAUGACUUCCAUUGAUAACCAGACCCUCUGUGGGGAGCAGAUGACGACCUCCAGUGGUAACCAGGCCUUCUACGGGAGACAGAUGACGACCUCCACUGGUAACCAGACCCUCUGUGGAGAGCAGAUGACAACCUCCACUGGUAACCAGGCCCUCUAUGGGGGGCAGAUGACGACCUCCGCUAGUAACCAGACCCUCUGUGGAGAGCAGAUGACAACCUCCACUAGUAACCAGACCCUCUGUGGGGAGCAAGUGAUGACCUCCACUGGUAACCAAGCCCUCUGUGGAGGGCAGAUGACGACCUCCACUGGUAACCAGAACCUCUAUGGGGGGCAGAUGAUGACCUCCACUGGUAACCAGACCCUCUACUGGGGGCAGAUGAUGACCUCCACUGGUAACCAGAACCUCUGUGGAGAGCAAGUGAUGACCUCCACUGGUAACCAAGCCCUCUGUGGAGGGCAGAUGACGACCUCCACUGGUAACCAGAACCUCUAUGGGGGGCAGAUGAUGACCUCCACUGGUAACCAGACCCUCUACUGGGGGCAGAUGAUGACCUCCACUGGUAACCAGAACCUCUGUGGAGAGCAAGUGAUGACCUCCACUGGUAACCAAGCCCUCUGUGGAGGGCAGAUGACGACCUCCACUGGUAACCAGAACCUCUGUGGAGAGCAAGUGAUGACCUCCACUAGUAACCAGACCCUCUGUGGAGAGCAGACGACGACCUCCACUAGUAACCAGACCCUCUGUGGGGAGCAGGUGACGACCUCCACUGGUAACCAGGCCCUCUACGGGGGGCAGAUGAUGACCUCCACUGGUAACCAGACCCUCUACUGGGGGCAGAUGAUGACCUCCACUGGUAACCAGAACCUCUGUGGAGAGCAGAUGACAACCUCCACUGGUAACCAGGCCCUCUACGGGGGGCAGAUGACAACCUCUACUAGUAACCAGACCCUCUGUGGAGAGCAGAUGACGACCCCCACUAGUAACCAGACCCUCUGUGGGGAGCAGGUGACGACCUCCACUGGUAACCAGGCCCUCUACGGGGGGCAGAUCACGACCUCCACUAGUAACCAGACCCUCUGUGGAGAGCAGAUGACGACCUCCACUAGUAACCAGACCCUUUGUGGGGAGCAGGUGACGACCUCCACUGGUAACCAGGCCCUCUAUGGGGGGCAGAUGAUGACCUCCACUGGUAACCAGGCCCUCUACGGGGGGCAGAUGACAACCUCUGCUAGUAACCAGACCCUCUGUGGAGAGCAGAUGACAACCUCCACUAGUAACCAGACCCUCUGUGAGGAGCAGGUGAUGACCUCCACUGGUAACCAGGCCCUCUGUGGAGAGCAGAUGACAACCUCCACUGGUAACCAGGCCCUCUACGGGGGGCAGAUGACGACCUCCACUAGUAACCAGACCCUCUGUGGAGAGCAGACGACGACCUCCACUAGUAACCAGACCCUCUGUGGGGAGCAGGUGACGACCUCCACUGGUAACCAGGCCCUCUAUGGGGGGCAGAUGAUGACCUCCACUGGUAACCAGACCCUCUACUGGGGGCAGAUGAUGACCUCCACUGGUAACCAGAACCUCUGUGGAGAGCAGAUGACAACCUCCACUGGUAACCAGGCCCUCUACGGGGGGCAGAUGACGACCUCUACUAGUAACCAGACCCUCUGUGGAGAGCAGAUGACGACCCCCACUAGUAACCAGACCCUCUGUGGGGAGCAGGUGACGACCUCCACUGGUAACCAGGCCCUCUACAGGGGGCAGAUCACGACCUCCACUAGUAACCAGACCCUCUGUGGAGAGCAGAUGACGACCUCCACUAGUAACCAGACCCUCUGUGGGGAGCAGGUGACGACCUCCACUGGUAACCAGGCCCUCUAUGGGGGGCAGAUGAUGACCUCCACUGGUAACCAGAACCUCUACGGGGGGCAGAAUAUGACCUCCACUGAUAACCAGGCCCUCUAUGGAGGCCAGAUGGCAACAUAUAGUGGCAACCAGACCCUCUAUGGGGACCAGAUGCUGACUCUUCAGGUGGGCAAUAUGACAACGCUCACUGAUGACCACAGCCUUUAUGGGGGAUAUAUGAUGUCCCAUCAGUUCUCAUCAUUGCCAUACCCAGGAUUCCUAUGCUUUUCAAGUUCCCAUUUGAUUCAAGGACAACUCCCAAAACAGAAGACACAGAGCUGCCAGUUCUGGAAGAAUCCUGAGGUUUCAAGGCCCUAUGUCUGCACUUACGAGGACUGCAAGAUGUCUUAUUCAAAGGCUUGCCACCUCCGAACCCACAUGCGCAAGCACACCGGGGAGAAGCCCUAUGUAUGCGAUGUAGAGGGAUGUACGUGGAAAUUUGCCCGCUCAGAUGAGCUCAACAGACACAAGAAAAGGCACACUGGGGAAAGGCCCUACCUGUGUUCAAUAUGCAGCAAGAAUUUUGCAAGAUCUGAUCACCUAAAGCAGCAUGCAAAGGUCCACAACAUUCGCCCAGGAUUAUGA